Molecule: messenger RNA, 3435 nt
Organism: Mercenaria mercenaria
Lineage: Eukaryota; Metazoa; Mollusca; Bivalvia; Venerida; Veneridae
Product: carbohydrate sulfotransferase 10-like
Exons: 3
Coding region: 984-2177 (397 amino acids)
Biological process (GO): carbohydrate biosynthetic process
Cellular component (GO): membrane
Molecular function (GO): sulfotransferase activity
Source: RefSeq, a predicted model, not a curated record
UGUCGGAAUUUUACAACAAAACUCAAAAUCGGUCACUUAAAUGAAUUGUCCUUGGGUUAAAUUUUGCCAAAAGAGAGCGUAUGGUAGAUAACCAACGAUUGAAUGUUCUUGUAAACGGAAAUGAGGUUAAAAAUGGAAAUAACCAUCAAAUUAACAGCUACAAACAAAUUAUAUCAAAAUUCCUUUGAAAUUGCAAAAAUAAUUACACACGUGUCGUAAAUGUGUCCCGGCUAGCAACAUUCCGACAGCUCUGUCGCGUUGCUUUUGUGUCAAUUUCACCAUAAUAUGUGUAUUUCUAGUAGGACUUUCGUCAGUAAUGCCAAAAGUGUAAACGAACAUGUGCAUGUUGGUGCACAUGCCCUGCACAUGCAAAAUAUGUAAUGAUAGUCAAAACGCCUAACGCGGUUACUUUGGCUGUGAGUCGCCAAAAAUAAAUCAAUAAUUAGCUGCAGUACCUAUUCAAAUAUCGGUAUGUGAAAUUUCGUGUGAAUACAUGCAUUAUUAAGAAAAUAGUAAUACAAUGUAAACUGACCAAUUAGGAAUUUUGUUGAGUGUAUAAACAAUAUUGUACUAUAUAUAUACAAUAUGUUAUAAGAAAACACUCGGAUUAAAAUUUGCGUGCAUAAACCUACAGUUGUUUUCAUAUGGAAUAUCAGUUAUUUAUAGUUACAACAUAGGGAUAUAAAUUCUAAAAAAAUAUAUAAGUUCACAAAAACUCUUUACCAGGUAGAAAUAGGUCAAAAUAAACCUAAAAUUUGGAUGUUUCAUACGAAAUGACAGAAUGACGGACAUACGGAAAAGCAGACACUGGUUACGAAAAUAGUAGGAAAUAUCUUUAAGCAAAUAACACUUUCGUGGAGCUCUCUUUUUGUAUCGAAAGGCCUAGAAUAGAAUCAAUCAUGAGCAUAAGUGGCUUAUUAAAAAUGGGAGACUUAAUUUAAAACUACGCACAUGUAGAUGUCGGACCACUGCAUAUAGAAAACAUGGAGAUGUAUGAACAACAUGUUAAUUAUAAAACGAAAUUUCUGUCAAGAUCUUUCUUCAAGAAAUUGAUGCUCGUGGGCCUGUUGUUGUUUGUCUGCGUUUUUUCAUUUUUCUUCUUUGCGAACCUGCUGGCAAAACGUAUUGAGAUACCUAAAGCAAUGAAAGAAACCCGAACGGGUCAACCAAAGAUAUCAAAUGCCACUUCAAAUGUUCAAAGCCAACGCAAGAAAAACUCUAAAUCGAAAUAUAACGGAGCUAGAUACAAAACAGAAGGCAUGUCCAUGAAACAUCUCGAAACAAAAUAUAUUAACAAAUCAAAUAAUCGAUGUAAUAGUGAUAGGAGUCAGAAAGAAACUAAAUAUUACGGGAAGGACUACGGAAGUGACUAUAUCAAAACUAAAUAUAUAAUGCACAAGUUGUGUAAUGAAAAUGGACAAAGACUUUCAAUUAAACAACGCGCAGACCUUGUCAAAGAAAGAUGUCAAACAUUUCUGAAGGAAAACAAUUUACGACUUUAUCCCAGUGUAGAAUAUAGAUUCAAUGGAGAGUUUUGGAGAAGUCGCAGUUAUGACUUAACAAUUUGUUUAAACUGUAAAGUGGCUUCGACGAACACUAGACGCGUGAUUUACGUUCUUGACAACAACUUUACUGGUGAUAUCAACAACCUUACAUUGCCUACAGUGCGUGAAUACGAAAAAAAAUGCAUGGAUAAUUUCCAAAACAUAUUGGCUGAGAAACAUCGUAUGAGAGUAAUGAUGGUAAGAGAACCACUAGAAAGGUUACUAUCUGCAUAUAGAGAUAGACGUGCUUAUGCGAAGCACAUUAUCAAAGACCCUUCGGUUUCAUUUAAAGAAUAUCUGCAACUUAUUUUACAUGAAAAAACUAAAACCAUUAACAGACAUUUAUAUCCGUAUUUUGAAAGGUGUCGGCCGUGUGAAAUGCAGUACGACUUUAUAGUUCUCCACAGCCAUUUUCACGAUGAUAUUAAAACAUUGUUGCAGCUUAUUGGUGCCAGUGGAAAAGCUGAUAUACCAAAACGAAAUGAAACGGGUUACACUUCUGAAUCGAGUGAUAAGCUGUUGAAACUGUAUUUUAGUAAAGUUCCAAAUGACCUGAUACAUAACCUGUGGGAGAAAUAUUACAAAGACUAUUAUAUAUUUGGCUUUCCUUACCCGUCACAUCUGAUGAACUGAACAGGCUAAAUGAUUUUAUUUCUAAACUUCCAAAAGUUGAAGGAAUAUUGCGUAACAGGGGCUGAGAUGUUAUUUGGCCUGUGUUUAGACUUCUAUGUUAUAUAUUAAAGGGAAAUAACUUCAUGUACUCUGGCAAUAUUACGGAAAAAAAAACCAUUAUGUAUGAAAAUCAGAAUAUUUUUACUUUUUAAAAUGAAUAUAUACAUAGAUAUAUGUAGCACUGUCAUAUUCUUAAAAGCACGAUUAGAACUGACAAUAUCUAAAAAGCACGUUUAGGACUUACAUGUUCUUAAAGCUACCGUAUCACUUUAACUAUAUACAGGGGCCGGAGGGUGGGGGUCAAAAUUGUGAAUUGGCCUUGUACAAUUGACAAAGGUAAUCAUUGAAAAAUUAUCAUGUUACAAAUGUUGUCAAGAGAAAAAAUUCUAUCAUUAAUUGAUCUUGACUGUUAUGAAAGGACGUUAUUUCUGUGCCAGCGUAAACAUUUUCAGUCAAUAACAAUGUUUUAAAACAUUCUUUAUGACUAUUUUUGUAAUAUCAGGCACAGGGAUCGGGGAUUUAGUGCGAAAUAUUUUACUCGAGUACUGGUCAGAAAUCCAUGAAACUGUCUUAGAGCAUUUAGUUGAUAAAAAUUCUUAAACACUUUUUCUAAAAUAAAAUGCGUUAAAUAAACCGACAGACAAAAAUAUAGAACCCCAAUUACUGGUUCGAUUUUUCGAAUUUUGAGUAUGGCAAUUUUCUAUCGAGAGGUUAUAUAUCACUUCUACAUUAAUAAGCGGGGACUUUUAACAUCGAUUAUCAUCAGAAUUGCGCAAGAACUGCUCCGAGUAAUGUUUCAAUCAAUUUACAAGAAGGCCAGUGAAUCUAAGUAAACAAAAUACUCUUAUCAUUUUCGUCAUUUUAUGUACCACAAAAAGUAAACUUCAAGACUUCCAAGUAGGAAUCACAGAAAAAACUGUUGUUCAGCUUGAUAUUUGAACGAAGACAAAAUGCAGUAAAAAACAUUGAUGCAUAAAAAUGUACUUAUUGCUUUGUUUCGGCAUAGCCGUAAUUGGAUGAUAUUUACUUUUUGAUUUCCCGCGGUAUGUAAACGAUUUGAAUGCAACUCAAAUUUUCAUAAACCGAAGUUUGUAACCAGUCUCUUGGUAAAAUUUAGUGCUAAUUUGUCAAAUAAACAGGUACGUUUUGUAUACCAAAACUGACAUGGAAUUUGUUUGUUUGUUUCUCCCGAAGCAUAAAACAACAUAAUAACCGAAAA